This is a messenger RNA of Pelobates fuscus (common spadefoot toad), 2961 nucleotides long. It is a transcript of the gene PCGF5, whose product is annotated as polycomb group ring finger 5. Lineage: Eukaryota; Metazoa; Chordata; Amphibia; Anura; Pelobatidae. Gene Ontology annotation, cellular component: PRC1 complex. Gene Ontology annotation, biological process: regulation of transcription by RNA polymerase II. The transcript is spliced from 10 exons. The record is from RefSeq and is a predicted model, not a curated record. Bases 422 to 1207 code for a protein of 261 amino acids.
GGAAGCGCGAGCAGCCUGACAGAGGCACUCUGACUGACAGGUGACGAGGCCCGCGUGCGUGCGUCAGGGGGAGAAGAGGAGCUCGCGCCACCACUUGCCCUCACAGGAGCCGCCCUCCCACCUUCCAGGAGAGGGGGGGGAACCAUCACCCCCCCUCCGCACACCUUGUCCGUCAGCGGCCGGAGUGAGAGGACAGGAGACAGCCACGCCCCCCUCCCCACCAGCAGCACUGCGCGUCAUGGUGUAACUGCAAUUAAAACUAUGGCAUUGAGAAGCAUGUUUGAGAGUUUCAGCUUGGCAAAAAUGAGGAAGUUGAGGAAAAUGUGAGAACUCCACGUGAUGUUACGGUUUCCCUAAGUUUCUAUCCAUAUUCAUUCAGCUGUCUGUGUCCAGGAAUCCUCAAUCUUCAGGCAUCCUGUCAAUGGCAACCCAAAAGAGGCGCUUUGUAAAAGAAUUUAAUCCUUACAUCACAUGCUACAUCUGCAAAGGCUAUCUUAUCAAACCAACAACAGUCACAGAGUGCCUGCAUACUUUUUGUAAGACUUGUAUUGUCCAACAUUUUGAAGAAAGCAACGAUUGCCCCAAAUGUGGAAACCAAGUGCAUGAAACAAAUCCAUUAGAAAUGCUUAGGUUGGACAAUACUCUAGAAGAAAUUAUAUUUAAAUUGGUGCCGGGACUAAGAGAAGGGGAGCAGAAUCGAGAGUUAGAAUUUUGGAAGAGAAAACGACCACAAGCGAAUGGAGGUGAUGGAACUCCGAAGGAAAAGAGGCGCAAAGAAGAUGAAGAUGAUAAUGAUGAGGAUAAAGACUAUCACAGAAGUGAUCCACAAAUUGCAAUCUGCCUUGAUUGCUUACGUAAUAAUGGCCAGUCUGGGGAGAACGUAGUUAAGGGUCUGAUGAAGAAAUUCAUCCGCUGUUCAACACGUGUAACUGUUGGGACUAUAAAAAAGUUUUUAAGCUUAAAAUUAAAACUUCCUAGUUCAUAUGAGCUGGAUGUACUAUGCAAUGGUGAAAUCAUGGGAAAAGAUCAUACAAUGGAGUUUAUAUAUAUGACAAGAUGGAGACUAAGGGGUGAAAACUUUCAGUAUCAGAACAGCACGACUUCACUACACAUGUCUCUCACCGAAACUCAUCGAGAUGUAUCCGAAGCAUCUACAAACUCUUUUCCCAUGGUACUGCAAUAUCGUCCAAGAAUCGACUUUGGUUAGCUAAUAUACCUGGGACACACUGAGAAUCCUGCACUAUUUGUUUACUCAUCGACAGAUUGCACAAUGAAUGGAUGUGCUGAAUCUAUGGACACAAAAGAUGCCAUUAAUAUUACAGCAUGCCAACAUUAAUGUGGUUUCUCUCCAAAUAUGUCAGCUGUAUAUUUGUUAAUAUUACUAAUGUAAUUGAAACAACCAAAUAUGUGCAUUUAUGUUAUUGUAAUGCCGCAGCUAGAUAUAUAAAAGCGGAGUCUACAAAACAUUUUGUAAUCAUACAGUUUUUGUAGUAACAGCACCAAUGUGUAUUGCCUUAGAAGACUAAUAGAAUUAUUCCUUUGUUUUCCCAUUUUAUAAACUGUAUUUUGUUAAAUGGUGAAAUAGAAAGCAAAUUGACUAUUCUGGCUUUAUUUUUGGGGGAACUAACAUCAACUAGAAAUAAGCAAAUUAUUUUUAACGUCAUCUCUAUUAAAACCAAAUAUUUGUUAUAUGUAUAGGCCAUAAUCAUUAUUUUGUUAUACUACAUUGAAACUGGCUCUAUUUUUAUUUUUUCUUUCCGAGAAACCCAGUGUUUACUGUUUUGAAAAACAAUCCAAAAUUAAGGUACGUUACUUUUUUAGUAUUGUAAAUUCAGCUAUAAAAGCCUGGCCAAUUAGAAUUGUUUUUUUAGAUUUUAAUAUUUGUAUGUUUUAUUUCCGUUUUCUGUUUUGUUUUGUUUUUAUGUGUUUUUGUUUUUUUUUGUGUUCUUCAUAUUCCUUAUUUUUUUUUCUCAUGUUCUAUUGUAGUUUAGUAUUUACCAAAUAUUUUAUAAUUGGUUGUCUUCCUUGUUUUAAAUAAGUAUACAGUAUAAAGUUAUUUUAAACUAUAACAAUGCUAUGUGUAAUGCAAAGUUUCAGGUUGCCCCAGAACAAUCAAAAGUUGAAUGUAAAAAUAUUGACCACAAAUUACUGCAACUUUUGAAUUGUAUAAAUACUCCUCUACAUAUCUCAGAGGGUAUUGCAUUGAUGAUGGAAAGGUAGUUAUAUUUUAAAUAGUAUAGAAAGCACACCUGGCAAACAAUGCCCAUACAGCUCCUCUGAUACACCAAAUGCGUACUAUACCUAUAGCUAGCAGAUGAUCAUAGCUGUAGCACUUUUGAUAAGUGGCAAAAAAAUUGGUCGGCUAUUUGAGAACUGGUCUAAUGAAAUUAAAUUGUGCUUCCUUGUUUAUUAUGCACAGUUAGCACAGAAGUGUUUCUUUUGUUUCAAAAAGUGGUUAGAUGUUCUCAAUUCUGUUUCUCUUAAGGAAAUAAAUUAAUUUACCAUAAACUAAUGCUGGGUCAUAUAUAUAUAUAUGAUAUAUAUAAUUUUUCUUUUUAGGAGACCUAUAUAUUAACCAAAACAAACUGAAUUAAAAGGAAUAAUACUGUAGCCUUUAAACAAUUAAUCAGAAUAAACAAGAUGAUUUAUUGCACUAUUGUAUUUGAAGAAGGGACUUGAUGUCUGGAAUUAUAUUUUUAUAAUUUAUAUUUUAUGUUAAAAUCUAUUUUUACCUGGAAAAGGAUAUAUGUGGAAAUACUGCACGCUAAUUGGAUCCUUUCAAAAUCAAACUUUUGUAUUUGGAAAAUGCUGAGUUUAAACUAAUAUUUUUGUAAAAACAGUAAUUUUAUAAAGCCUAAUACAAAGUGUGUUAGUCACUCAUCUAUAAUACGCCAUAAUUUAAGUAUAUGUUGUUGAUGUUUAUAUGCCUGUCUUAUUUGAAAGUGAUAAAUAUAGACACAA